This is a messenger RNA of Nerophis lumbriciformis (worm pipefish), 6975 nucleotides long. RefSeq lists its product as uncharacterized. Lineage: Eukaryota; Metazoa; Chordata; Actinopteri; Syngnathiformes; Syngnathidae. The record is from RefSeq and is a predicted model, not a curated record. Gene Ontology annotation, molecular function: zinc ion binding; nucleic acid binding.
CCGUUUUGUGGGCGGGUCUUAUUUACGAGGCCCACCUUCGACAGUGUCUUCUCACCAUCAUCUUUGUUGUCGGAGAAGUGUCAAAAGAUGGUGCUAACUGUUUUAAUGACGGUGUCCUCUGUCUAAUUUUAAUAAAUGCAGACGAGGCUGCCGGCUUGGCGACAUACAUACACAGUCAACGGGGCUACCGCGCAUGCGCAUCACUACUAUGGCAUGCUGGGUAGUGUAGUUUUUAUGGCCCUUAGCGCAUUACGUCACAAUAACAUUCAGACUUUACGUCAAUCAAUAACGGAGCAGCGUCUCAUCUGUGGUUCACUAGUUCAACAGCAACGCCGGAAAUGUGUCCCGUGAAAAACCCUCCGACCGGAAGUCUAAUAACUAAGUUCUGUGGGUGAAUUAUGCAAACUCACGACACUAGUAUGUUUUAGCGCUUCCAUAGCGAGAUAUAAGUUAGAACUUUACAGUACUUUAUAUUAGAAAUGGCAACAACGGAGGGUGAAUGUUUCAUAAAAAGAAGACAGGGGGAAAAAAAGAGAGGUUAUCGACGACGGCGUCUGCACGGACUAAAAAUGGCGGACGCGCGCUAAUUUUCAGGAAUUAGACAGAUCCCAAAUACACACCAGUAGGUACUUAAAGCUUUAAGCGUCGUAAAGAGCUUGGGAGCGAAUUGUGACUUGAAUUCCCUGGGAGGAACAACUGGUCCAAAACGCAACAAUUUGGGGGCCUCGUCCGGGCGACACGCUGAGAAUUGGACACCUCUUACACUCUUCUGGACAGACUCACUAGUGGCCAAACAAAAACAAGGUAAGCAGAGCCUUUUUCUAAAAUCUGCUUUAGGAGUCUGUCUUGAAAUAUGUAAGUCAAACACUGUUUGUACCCCAGACACAGAGUAGGUGUUUUGUACGAGACGGGGAUGUGAGAGUGGACAUUUUGAUGGAUUGAUUGCAUUUCUCCCUUGUCCGCCAUUACAUAAAAAGCUGUAAAUAAGUGGUCAUCUCGCGUCAUUGUGUCUCGACUACCGUGACGGGCAGUUUUAUUGAAGAAUAAACUAAUAGUUGGGUGUAGCUCACCCUGGGUCAUUGGUCGUCGCCUAAACGAGUAAGGGUUUCCAGACCCUUCGUCUGGGACGAAAAAUUCUGAGGUAAGGGUUUCCAGACCCUUCGUCUGGGACGAAAAAUUCUGAGGUAAGGGUUUCCAGACCCUUCGUCUGGGACGAAAAAUUCUGAGGUAAGGGUUUCCAGACCCUUCGUCUGGGACGAAAAAUUCUGAGGUAAGGGGUUCCAGACCCUUCGUCUGGGACGAAAAAUUCUGAGGUAAAAGACACAAUGGCUACGGAGUGUGACAGACAGGAAUGUGAUGGCGGGGGGGGAAAGUGUGAUGAAUGUACUGUUGUCAACAAUGAAAUUGGCAGGUAGAGUUUAAAAAGAAAAAAGAAAAAGAAAAAAGGAGAACGUUUCAUGAAAGGGUUAAGAGGUAGUUUACAACACUCGAAAAGUCGUGAACUCAAACGUUUGGUAAAUAAAGAAAAGUAACUGGAAGUUUUAUGGUAAAGUGAAACGCAGAGAAAGAGCUUUCGUGCAGCUUUUUCCUUGUGUGUGUGUGUUGCUGGUUGCGUGGGAGAGUGUGUGUGUGCGUGCUUGUCUGUGUGUGUGCGCGUGCUUGUGUGUGUGUGUUGCUAUUGGUGACGGUGUAGUCCGCGGGGAGAGACGUAGGGGGGGAACAAGAUAAAUUAGAUAAGGAUAUGGCUCGAGCACAGGGUGAGAAACCUAACGGUUUAAAAUAAGGCUUACAGAACUUAUGUGCUCGAGAAUUUAAGAGUUUGACGGAAGAGAAAAGAAAGUUAGAGAAGAGUAAGAUAAAAUGGACGGGCUGUCGCACGUGCACGAGACUAUUCAAACGACCCGCCCAGACUUUGACUAAGCCAACGCCCCCUACUCAAGUGCCAAGAGAGGGAGGUACUCACACGCCCUCUCUAAGACAUCGGCUCAAAUUCUUAACCCCUUCCUUUGCACGUCUGACCAUUUUCCUCCGGCAGAUGGCAACCUCGCGCGUGCAUACCAGACAUUGUUGACACAUAAAGCUGCUAUUAGGGGCCACUUUCAAAAUAAGCAUUUUGCCGUCACAGACAUGCAAGCCAUUGUUGACCUUGCUUUCCCACCUGUACCUGAAGGAGGGAGUCUUUGGCUUAACACGUUAGACAAACUAACAGCGGGAUACACUCUCUCCGUAGCAGACUUUAGAGGCAUUUUGUAUCGUUGUGUUUCCACACAAGAUGGCCAAAAUAUGGAACAACAAGCAGGAUUAUUGGCUGAAUCUUCGACUUCACCGGUAACACCGUACAUAAGAGGCAUAGCUACUGCUAUGCGCAGUCUGUUUCCUCUUCCGUGUCAAAAUACCACUCCUACAUAUCGGUGGAAAGAUGGUGAGUCACCUUAUGUAUUUAUAGACCAAGCUAAAGAGCAGUGGUCACGUGCUACAGGUGUGCAUCCCAGUAAAGAAGGGGAACACCGACAGUUUUUUAGACGAGCAGUACUUGACGCAAUGCCAACUGUGGUGAGACGCAGGAUGGAUGAUAACCCUGAUAUACACGGUGCCAAAAACAACACAUGGCAGGGACAUCUUAUUCAUCACAUGCAAAAUUGGACAGAGCAGGAUGCUGGUAGAGUAACAAGGAAACAACUACUUAAAUUACAGAUCGCUGAAGAUGAAAAUUUAAAAGAACCAAAAGGUCAAAGAUCAGCUAGCGUAUAUUCAGCAGUGGGUGACCUUGCUUUUGAGUCCCAGCAGGUGGAGGACACCAGACGUGUGACCAGACGGUUGGACUCGGGUGGUGGACACGGUGCUUUAAGGCCAAGACAGGGUGAAAACUGUUUCAUCUGUGACCAGCCGGGUCACUGGCAACGCGAAUGUCCUAACUCCUCUGAACGAGACAGGCUCCCAAUUGCAGCCAAAACAUCAUACAGGCAUGGCAAAGGACGCCCAAGGCAGAAGCCCCAGCAGGAAAUACAGACAGGCCCCCUGCUGGACAUAAGUGUCAACGGACAAUGUUAUCAGUUUGUGAUUGACACUGGUGCCACCCACUCAUUUCUGAAUGCAGAGGUACCAAAGAAACUGUGUGCUUCCUUUUUGAAGGUCGAAGGCUUCGCUGAGGUCACAAGAAUGUUACCGGUCACCAAACCUCUUCCGGUUCAGAUUGCUGGACACACACUGAAGCACCCCUUCAUGGUUGACCUGCACACACCUUGCCUAAUUGGUAAUGACCUCCUUUACAGACUGUACCCUGACAUUCAAUAUCGCACAGAAGGAACCUUCCUGGUGUUACCUGACGGCUCAACCACCAAGCUGCGACACCACUACCAAAGCUCCUCCAUGAGCUCAUACCACAGCCUGAAACACCAGAAAUGGCUGACAUCUCCAGCUGCUCUAUCAGUGAAAACCCUGGCUGACUGAGAUGCUUCUGUGUAUACCGCCACCCGACUCGCCUCAUGUUCAUGCCAGGAGGCCUUUGACUCCUUUAUAUUUAUAUAUGUUGGAACUCAAGGUGUGGCUGCUCAUGUUGACAUAUCUUUGCUACAACUAGCAUAGUAUAAGAUGGACACAAUUGCUGUCCCACAUUGUUCCCUUGCUCUUUUCCCCGCCUACAAAACCAAAGACUUAGGUCCAAUGAUAAAACACGGCGUAGCUGCCACUCAUUGCACCGACACCCAAAACCACAUUUUCCUCUUGUUUAAGUUUUCUGUUAAGCACAUAGCUAUAGGCUGCACUUUGGGCACCCCGGCUGUAGGCUACGAGGAGCUAGCAGCUACACAACAGCUGAGCUAAAACGACACAUUACAUUUAAGCAUAUCAAAAAAUUAUAGUUGCUUAUUACAUACACACAGUCGCCAUGACAGAAGUCUGAUAGAAAGUAUUCAGUAACAAACGUGUCCGCAUCAUUCGACUUCCUACAACAUGAGCUUGACUUAAUUUGUUAUUGUGGCCACCAGGCGUGGUGAAAUUUCAAAUUACUAUUGCGAAAAGCAUCCGCCAUAAGGUUAGUGUUUUUCUAGUAUUUGUGUCGAUUUAAAUAUAGGCAUAUUUUGAAGCUUUCACCAUAUUGAAUAAGGUACAUAAAAUUUAGGAUUUAGUUGAGUUUGAGCUAAGGGGUCCCCUACGCUAAUACCACCCUCCAGUGGUCCACAGAGACUGAAAUUACUUUCAUUGACCUCAAACAUGACCUGUCCUCCGCCCCUGCUCUUGCUGUACUUGACUAUUAGCUGACCUUUUUCUUAGAUGUUUCUGAAAGUGAUAGUAUUACUGACACAGUCUCUUUUUCAGAAACAGAAGGGGGAGGAGGUGAGGGUGGAUUCAGACUUUUGGAUUCAGACUCCGUACAACAAAAUAGCUUUAACAAUAUUCCUGUGGGGAAGAAGUUAUAACUAAAUUGUUGUAAGUUUGUAAAUUUAACUUGAAAAUAACGAUUUUGCACAUCAAUAGUAGUUUAGUAGAUCAAUUUGGAAUAUGGAGGAGGUGAGGGUGAACCGUGUAUAGUUUUUGACUUCAUUGAUAUGAUCAAUCCGGUGAAAGGGAAAAGCUACUUGCUGACUUGUGUUGACAAUCACAGUGGUUGGCCGGAAGCAACCCCAACCUCAAAAGAGGAUGCAAAAUCAGUAAUUAAAUGGCUUGUGAAUGACCUAAUUCCCCGACAUGGUUUCCCCAAAAAGAUUAGGUCAGACAAAACACCCAUUUUAAAAUUACUCACUUAGCCUUGGUCGAAAAUGCUCUUGGACUAGAACACAGGUUCGGUUUGGGGGUACCAUCUUCAGUCCCAAGGUAAGGUUGAAAGGAUGAACCAGAACAUCAAAAACGAAUUGGCUAAAAUCCGUGCACAGACCAAAUUGAAUUGGAUUGACAUGUUGCAAUUAGCGUUAAUGAUCAUUCGAAUGUCCGUGAAUAAAACUGUUUUACCGCCCUUUGAGUUUUUCACCCUAUGAACUGCAUACAGGUCAGCCCCUUCCCAGGAUCAACACCCCCCUGGAAGAAGGAAUCAGCGUAAAACCAAAAUGGUAUUUUACACAAAAUGCAGAAUUUGUGUGCCAGUUCUUCUGUACAGAUUCGGGGAUGACAGCCCGCCACUCCAGAUUCCCUUCCGUCCACUGAGAGGGUCAAGAUCAAGGUCAUCAAACGCAAGUGUACGGAGCCCAGGUGGAAUGGUCCCUUCAAGGUCGUGGUACGGACGUCCCACGCCCUUCGACUAGCUGGUACAGGGGACACCUGGUACCACCUCUACCUCCGCACUCCUGCGGAGGAGCCUGACACGGAAGGGGCCCAAAAGACGACGCUGAGAGACACCUCUCUCCGUUGAGCUGCCGUCUACCGUCGUGUAGAUCUUCCAGAUUUUCUACCUACAUUACUCUGAUCAACUUCAAUAUUGUAUACCAUUGAUUGUGAGACCAGUCCAUAUGCUAGAUGUUUCUUAGUUUUUCUUGCUUGCUUUCAGCAUACUAUUUGUGUCAUUACAUUAAGGGAAAAGUUUGAUGUUUAUCCCCGUCUCGUUACCUGAAUUACUCUGAUUUUGAUUUCUGAAAGGCAGGAUGUUAUACCCAGUAGGAUUCCCUGACGGACUGGUGUUUGGGCUUGCUCUACUGACCUUGUGUCUCAAUUCUUCCUUCCCGACGACAGUGACUGACAAGUGUCUUAGAACGUACGGCGGACUUGAAAUAGACUUGGUCAAGGGGGACAGCAAGACUUACUUUUUUUUACCUGUGCAGUGUGAUUAAGUGCGAGGGGAAAAUUAGUUCUUACCGUGCUAGUAACCUGUAUCUUUGUUACGACUCAAACCUGAACUAUUGGUGUCGGAUGCGGACAACAUACUCUGGUAAGUGGUGCCCCUUAUGGAAGCAGGUAACCCACUACACAGGGCCCUUAGACUACCAUGACCCUUUAUAUGCCAACAUACCUCCACAAUUCAAAGUUAUUCUGAGAGGGAUGACCUUUCAGAGGAACUUUGAUCGGUCCCAGAACCCCCUUUCCCUUACAAUUGCCAGAACAGGUGUUAUACCUAGUCCCUUUUAUGUUGUUUUGGGGGUUGACCAGAAAGGUACAGACCCUAAAGGAAUUAUUAAAAUUAAUGUCCUUGAGAGGGCGUUAACUACCUCUGCCCCCUUGAAGACCUGGUAGCUUUGACCUUAGGAGCAGGUGCAGGCAACCUGUGGCUUAGGUGGAUGACUAGCAUGGCUAAGAGCCAAGACCUGGGUGACUGUGUUACAUAAAUUGUGGUGUAAAUCCUGUGCAGGUUUCGAGAACCUUCCUAUAAUUGGUGCUAUUUUCCCUGUGACUGCUACUAAAAAUGUAGAACGCAUUAACUAUGUUUUUUAUAAUCUGUUGAGACUGACCAACCUGACUCGUGAUGCUGUUGAGGGGCUUGCUGAACAACCUGGGUUUGCUAUGUCACUGAAGGGGGUCAGGCAAAGUGGUGACUUUCGAGAAAUACUAGUUUCCUUCCCUGUAUGAGUGACGACAUUGACAUAGAUUCCAUCCGUUUAUCUCCCAUGUAACUAUGCUUUUAAUUUUUUACUAGCUUGCUCAAAGAGGGGCGUAUUUUAGAAGUGUUGUACUAGUGAUAAAGAUCUUUUUAGAAGAUCUGAAGGGGGAAUUGUCGGAGGCAGAUAUUUACAUAUAUCCGAAUUUAAGUUGUACUUCUAUUUCUUUGUCAUAUUUGAAAACAGCUCAUGUUUUCCAUUUCUUCUCUUGAUGCUCUGUCAGCAAGUAUACUGUGUGUGUUAACCUUGAGUUCUUUGGAAUGUAUUAUGGCUAGGGAGACGUUGUGCUUGUAUUAUGGCUAGGGAGGGGGAAGGAAAGAAGGGGUUUUUGGCGUUGGGAGGACAGACCAUUUUGGGAGGCGCGAUAGAAUGUUCUAGGGUUAGACUGGUCUCAAAAUGUAUAUUGGGAAAGCUUUGAAAAUAUACCACAAAAUACCUAUUCUGUCUCUGGUGG